AUGCUGAACGGUGUUUGGUUUCUCAGUGUGUUAACGGUGGCCGGGAUCCUCCAGACGGAGAGCCGCAAAACUGGCAAAGACAUUUGUAAGAUCCGUUGCUUGUGCGAGGAGAAGGAAAAUGUACUGAAUAUUAAUUGCGAAAACAAAGGCUUUACCACGGUGAGCUUGCUCCAGCCCCCCCAGUACCGGAUCUACCAGCUUUUCCUCAAUGGAAACUUACUGACCAGACUCUAUCCUAAUGAGUUCGUCAAUUACUCCAACGCGGUGACUCUCCAUUUGGGGAACAAUGAGCUGCAAGAGAUCCGAACUGGGGCGUUCAGUGGCCUAAAAACUCUCAAGCGACUCCACCUGAACAACAACAAACUGGAAAUUUUGAGGGAGGACACAUUCCUGGGCCUCGAGAGUUUGGAGUACCUGCAAGCCGACUACAACUACAUCAGUGCCAUCGAGGCAGGCGCCUUCAGUAAGCUGAAUAAGCUCAAGGUCCUGAUCCUCAAUGACAAUCUCCUGCUGUCUCUCCCCAAUAAUGUGUUCCGCUUUGUUCUGCUGACCCACUUAGAUCUGAGAGGGAAUCGGCUGAAGAUGAUGCCCUUCGCCGGGGUCCUGGAACACAUCGGAGGGAUCAUGGAAAUUCAGCUGGAGGAGAACCCUUGGAACUGCACUUGUGAUUUACUUCCGCUGAAGGCUUGGCUCGAUACUAUAACGGUCUUUGUUGGGGAGAUUGUCUGCGAAACUCCUUUUCGGCUGCAUGGGAAGGACGUGACACAGUUGACCAGGCAGGACCUCUGUCCCAGGAAGAGUGCCAGCGAUUCGAAUCAUAAAGGGAACCACCCUUCCUUUUCGGACACCCACAUGCAGAAGCUGUCUCCUACCCUUAAUCCUGCUCUCACUCCCACACGGGCUCCCAAAGCCAGCCGGCCCCCCAAAACGAGGAACAGACCCACGCCCAGGGUCACCGUGUCCAAAGACAGGCAGAGCUUCGGACCCAUCAUGGUGUACCAGACCAAGUCGCCGGUCCCCCUCACCUGUCCCAGCAGCUGCGUCUGCACCUCCCAGAGCUCCGACAAUGGGUUAAAUGUCAACUGCCAAGAGAGGAAAUUCACGAAUAUCUCGGCCCUCCACCCCAAGCCUACCAGUCCAAAGAAACUUUAUCUGACAGGGAACUAUUUGCAAACAGUCUACAAAACCGACCUCCCAGAAUACAGUUCUCUGGAUUUGUUGCACCUGGGAAAUAACCGGAUUGCCGUCAUUCAGGAGGGGGCUUUUGCAAACCUAACCAGCCUGCGCAGACUUUAUCUGAAUGGCAAUUAUCUGGAAAUUCUCUAUCCUUCCAUGUUCGAGGGGCUGCAGAGUUUACAGUAUCUCUAUCUCGAGUACAACAUCAUCAAAGAGAUCAAGCCCUGCACCUUUGAUGCACUGAUUAACUUGCAGCUGUUAUUUCUGAAUAACAACCUGCUGAGGUCCUUGCCAGAAAACGUGUUCGGUGGCACUGCCCUCACCAGACUGAACCUGAGAAACAACCACUUCUCCCACCUGCCCGUGAAAGGGGUCCUGGACCAGCUGCCAGCCUUCAUCCAGAUCGAUCUGCAAGAAAACCCCUGGGAUUGUACCUGUGACAUCAUGGGCCUGAAGGACUGGACAGAGCAUGCCAAUUCUCCGGUCAUCAUCAAUGAGAUCACCUGUGAAUCGCCAGCCAAACACGCAGGUGAGAUCUUGAAAUUCCUAGGGAGAGAGACUAUCUGUCCAGACAACCCCGGCCUCUCGGAUGCCACCAUUUUAUCCAUGAGUCAUAACACAGACACCCCCAGAUCCCUCAGUGUGGCUCCCAGCUCCUACCCAGAGCUUCACACUGAAGUUCCACUGUCCGUCUUAAUUUUAGGGCUGCUGGUGGUCUUUAUCUUAUCUGUAUGCUUUGGAGCAGGCUUAUUUGUCUUUGUCCUCAAACGGAGGAAGGGGGUACCCAGCGGGCCCAGUAGCACCAACAACUUAGACAUCAGUUCUUUCCAGCUGCAGUAUGGAUCUUAUAAUGCCGACACUGCCGACAAGACCGAAGGCCACGUCUAUAACUACAUUCCUCCUCCUGUGGGCCAGAUGUGCCAGAACCCCAUUUACAUGCAGAAGGAAGGGGACCCGGUGGCAUACUACCGAAACCUCCAAGAGUUCAGCUAUGGGAAUCUGGAGACCAAGAAAGAAGGGCCCACCACGCUGGCUUAUACGAUCAGUGCAUCGGAAUUGCUGGAAAAGCAGUCCACCCCGAGAGAGCCCGAGCUACUCUAUCAAAAUAUUGCAGAGAGGGUGAAGGAGCUCCCCAGCGCAGGAGUGGUCCACUAUAACUUUUGCACCUUACCCAAGAGGCAGUUCGCACCUUCCUAUGAAUCCCGACGCCAAAAUCAGGACAGACUGAACAAAACUGUUUUAUACGGAACUCCCAGGAAAUACUUUGCAGACCAAUCCAAACCUGAACAUCCUUUACUUCAGGCCAAGCAGCAAACAGAACCAGACUACCUCGAAGUUCUGGAGAAACAAACCGCAAUCAGUCAGCUGUGA
Molecule: messenger RNA, 2547 nt
Organism: Gracilinanus agilis (Agile Gracile Mouse Opossum)
Lineage: Eukaryota; Metazoa; Chordata; Mammalia; Didelphimorphia; Didelphidae
Gene: SLITRK2
Product: SLIT and NTRK like family member 2
Exons: 1
Coding region: 1-2547 (848 amino acids)
Biological process (GO): positive regulation of synapse assembly; regulation of presynapse assembly; axonogenesis
Cellular component (GO): membrane; glutamatergic synapse
Molecular function (GO): protein binding
Source: RefSeq, a predicted model, not a curated record